Tripterygium wilfordii is the source of this 3029-nucleotide messenger RNA. Its product is annotated as receptor-like serine/threonine-protein kinase At4g25390. NCBI's taxonomy places the organism in Eukaryota, Viridiplantae, Streptophyta, Magnoliopsida, Celastrales, Celastraceae. The coding region runs from base 639 to 2717 and encodes 692 amino acids. The record is from RefSeq and is a predicted model, not a curated record. Gene Ontology annotation, molecular function: ATP binding; protein kinase activity. Gene Ontology annotation, biological process: protein phosphorylation. The transcript has 2 exons.
UGCUUUUAUCAGCAUCUAACCUAAACCAGGUUUUCUUGCACUCAAUUUCCUUUUGAUUGGUUCUUCUUCACCUUCUCCUCCUCCUCACUUUUUGUAAAUAUCAAUUAGGGAAGAUUAGCAAUCAUUACCACUAAUUACCAAGAUCAACCAUUCUUAUAGGCUAUAGCUUCUCACAAAAAAUUGUUGAUGAUCUCUGUAAUUCCAGAUUAUUAAAAUUAUGCUCUAUUUCCUUUUCAAAUCUCCUAAGUUUUUAAUGCUGAAAACAUUUAUCUUUAUAUCCAAGCUACAAUAUUUCCUUUUUGUUUGUUUUUUUUAUUAGCUAAAUUUCAGGGGAAAAAAGAGGGAUUUGAUUUUCGCUAACAAAGAGGUCGACCACAUAUGCGAACCAAGAGAUGGAACAUAAAACGUCACCGUAUAAAACCCAUUAAAAGUCUGGAGAACCGACAGAUUCCAGAGCAUCAAAAACGGCUGUUAAACUGUUAAGAGCGUCGACGCAAAAAGGGAAAAACACACAAGCAGAGCCGGAGGGCUUCUUCGCCGAUUGGGGACUUCAACUUACAGUCAUGGAAUUUCCCCCUCUAGAAUUCUUGUAAGUUCGUCUUUCACUUCUUUUCGUUGUUAAGCUUAUUAAUCCCACCAUGCCAUUUCGCCCGGUCCCACCAACACCCCCGGGGCCGCCUCCACCAUUGAUCGUUCACCAAGUCACACUCUCCCCUGCGCCCUCCCCCACAGAAUUCCCACACCACCGCCAAGGCGUCCUACCACCACUCGCCGCCGCCUGCUCCUUCCUAUUCUUUGUCCUUCGCUGCUUCCGAAAAGUUCGGCGGGAGCGCACCGCUCCCUCCGACGCCAAGCCACCACAUCGAUUCUCCUACUCUUCUCUUCGUCAUGCCACCAAUUCUUUUUCGUCUUCUAACAUCCUCGGCCAGGGAGGCUUUGGCUCCGUCUUCCGAGGCACCCUGCCUAACCGCCUGGAAGUUGCUGUGAAGGUCAUGGAUUCCGGUUCCCUCCAGGGAGAGCGAGAGUUUCAAAACGAGCUCUUCUUCGCCUCCAAGGUCGACUCUCCCCAUGUUGUUUCCGUCCUUGGAUUCUCCUCCGACAGGAAGCGCCGCAGAAUGCUUUUGGUAUAUGAACUUGUACAAAAUGGAAACUUACAAGACGCGUUGUUACACAGAAAGUGUGCGGAGCUGAUGGAGUGGAAGAAAAGGUUUUCGAUUACAAUUGAUAUUGCGAAGGGGAUUGAGUAUUUACAUAAUUUGAACCCGCCGGUUAUUCACGGAGACAUCAAGCCCAGUAACGUACUGUUGGAUCGGCAAUUCUCCGCGAAGAUUGCAGAUUUUGGUUUGGCGCGGUUGAAAUCAGAGAAUCAAUAUGAAAUUACAGUGGACGAGAGUGACGGGGGGAAAGUGAACGAUGUAUUAGAGGUGGCAAAGAAGGCAGAGCUGGAGAGCAACGGGGGUGGUGCAUUAGAGGAUUAUGGAUCUGUAGUGGAGGAUACAGAGAGUAUAACAACGGGGUUCGAGGAAUUCAGUCUGGGAGUAGGUCAGUCCCCGGAGGGCUUCUCUGGAGAUCCAACAUCGCCGGAGACCCUAGAUGCUGUAACUGCCUCACCAGAGACAGUUGGCAUAGUGCCAUCUCCGGGGAGAAAUAGUUUUGAUGGUGCCAGUGUUGAGAGUGUUAAUGAAUUAGGUACUGGAGCUGAAAAGAGCAAUAAAGGGAUGAGCAAGGGUGUUUCAGCGAAAGACUGGUGGUGGAAGCAAGAGAAUGGGACUUCAGAGAAUGGAAAAGUAAAGGAUUAUGUUAUGGAAUGGAUAGGAACAGAAAUUAAGAAAGAGAGACCGAAGAGUGAUUGGAUUGGAGCUUCUUCGUCAAGUAAUGUUGCAACUGGGAAAUUGGAGAAGAAGAAGAAUAAGAGGCAUAAACAGCGAUUUGAUUGGUGGCUUUCAUUAGAUGAGGACAGCAAGAUUGCCACGAAAAACUUGAAGAAGGAGAAUAUAAGACCUGCAAGAGAGUGGUGGAAGGAGGAAUACUGCGGGGAGCUUGAAAGGAAGAAGAAGAAAAAGAAGGAAGGGGUAGUCAGUGACAACAAUGGCGAAGAAGAUUGGUGGCCAAGAGCUGAGGAAUUGUAUGUCGGUAGAAAGAAGAAGAAUAGGAGUAGUAGUCGUGGUAGUAUAGAUUGGUGGUUGGAUGGGCUUAGUGGAGAGUUUCUGAAAGGUCGAGGCAAUAGCCGUGAUUCUAUCAGUGGAGAGAUUCCUAAUAGUGGUGGCAUUAGUAGUACACCGAGUAUGAGAGGCACCAUUUGUUAUGUUGCUCCUGAAUAUGGUGGAGGGGAUAAUAUAUCUGAGAAGUGUGAUGUUUAUAGCUUUGGUGUGUUGUUGCUGGUUCUCAUUGCCGGGAGGCGGCCCCUUCAGGUGGCAGGCUCGCCCAAGUCUGAAUUCCAGCGUGCCAAUCUGAUAUCAUGGGCACGCCUUCUUGCGCGCACUGGGAAGCUUCUUGAUUUGGUUGAUAAGAAUGUUCAGUCAUUGGAUCGAGAACAAGCUCAUCUUUGCAUCACAAUUGCUCUGCUUUGUCUGCAGAAGUCACCUGCUCGUCGCCCCUCAAUGAAAGAUGUGGUUGGAAUGCUUUCUGGGGACACAGAGCUGCCCCAACUACCAACUCAUUUUUCCCCUUCGCCACGGUCACGCCUUACAUUCAAAUCAAACAAGAAGGCUGGGUGAGUUUCAAUGUCUAAUGUCAAUUUUCACACACGAUAGUAUACUGAUGUAGAUCAUCGAUCCUCAUGUUUGUUGAGAUUUGUGUAGAAAGGAAAUAUGUUAAAACAUUGGGAGAAUUUCAAAGUUCAUUCUCAAUAUGCCCUAGGAUUCAGUUAUAUUUUAACAUCAUCAGCUUGUAUAUGUAGCCAUUAUAGAGGCUUAAGUCAUAAUACUAAUGCUUCUUCUUCAACUUUAAACUGAAACUAUGAGCACUUCAAAAUGCCAUGGUUAAGCGUGGAUUCAGCCAUCUUAGUAAACUUGAUUAGUUUCCUUGAA